Molecule: messenger RNA, 2603 nt
Organism: Serinus canaria (Common canary)
Lineage: Eukaryota; Metazoa; Chordata; Aves; Passeriformes; Fringillidae
Gene: NOA1
Product: nitric oxide associated 1
Exons: 7
Coding region: 23-1921 (632 amino acids)
Molecular function (GO): GTP binding
Source: RefSeq, a predicted model, not a curated record
UGUCGGUGCGUCCGGCCGCGCCAUGCUCCGCCUGGGCCCCGCGCUCCUGGCCCGCCUGGCCCGCGCCCCGCUCCGCGCCCCGCUGCGCCCGUGCGGGGCGGCGGCGGCGGCGGCGGGCCAUGGCGAGGAGCAGGAGCGCUUCGUCUUCCUCGAGUACGAGCCGGACGCGGCUGAGAGGCCGCCGCCGCCGCCGCGCCGGGAGCGGGAGCUGAAGCCGCACCGGGAGCGGGAGCUGAAGCUGAAGCCGCGGCGGGAGCGGGGCGCGGCGGCGGCAGUGCCGAGCCUAUCCGACCCGUCGGUUCCGCCGAGCGGCGUGAGCUGCUCAGGCUGCGGGGCCGAGCUGCAGUGCGGGGACGGCGGCGCGCCGGGCUUCGUGCCGGCCGAGCGGUACCGCAGCCUCGUGUCCGAGGGCCCCGCGGGGCUGCGCGGCGCCGUGUGCCAGCGGUGCUGGGCGCUGGCGCGCCACGGCAGCGCCCUGCGGCUGCGGCUGCCGCCCGACGAGCACCGCCGCGUGGUGAGCGCGGCCCUGCGCCGCCCGCCGCGCCACGGCCGCGGGCCGCUUCUGCUCUACGUGCUCGACGUGAUGGAGCUGCCCGACCCGGUGCUGCCGCAGCUGCCGGCGCUGCUGGGUCCCGACGUGCCCGCCGCCGGCGUGCUAGUGGUGGGCAACAAGGUGGACCUGCUGCCCGCAGACUGCCGUGGGCACCUGGGGCGGCUGCGGCAGCGGGUGGCGGCCGCCUGCGCCCGGGCCGGGCUGCGGGGAGCCGCGCUGGUGGACAUCCGCCUGGUGAGCGCCAAGACCGGCUACGGCGUGGAGGGGCUAGUCAGCCGGCUGCAGCGCUCCUGGAAGUGCGCCGGCGAUGUCUACCUGCUGGGCGCCACCAACUCCGGCAAGUCCACGCUCUUCAACACCCUGCUGCGCUCCGACUACUGCAAGUCCCGCGCCCCCGACAUCAUCGACAGGGCCACCGUGUCCCCGUGGCCAGGAACCACACUGAACCUGUUGAAAUUUCCAAUUAUUAACCCUACAUGUGACAGGAUAUUCCGAAGGCAGGAGAGGCUAAAAGAGGAGGCAACAAAAACAGAAGAUCAGCUAAGCAGUGAAGAAAAAAAGUACCUUAAUCAACUUAAAAAGCAAGGUUACCUAGUGGGAAGAGUUGGAAGAACAUUUCAACAGCAGAAGUCUAGUGCUGAGAUUGACUUCGACCCUGACACACUCUCUUACAGCAUGGAUGAAGACCCUAGAGAUGCCCCUAAGAAGCUUGAGGAAAGGGAGGAGUUCACUCACAACGAAGUGAAGGAUGCUCGGUGGUGUUUUGACACUCCAGGAAUUGUAAAGGAAGACUGUGUUUUGAAUCUCCUAACAGAGAAGGAAGUAAAACUGGUUUUGCCAUCACAUGCCAUUGUUCCACGGACCUUCAUUCUCAAGCCAGGAAUGGUGUUGUUUUUAGCAGCCUUGGGACGUAUAGACUACUUAGAGGGAGAAAAGCCUGCCUGGUUUUCUGUCUUGGCUUCUAACCUGUUGCCAGUCCAUGUUACUACGCUGAGUAAUGCAGACACCAUCUAUGAGCAGCAUGCAGGCCAAGAGUUCCUAAAGGUCCCCAUGGGUGGGGAAGAGAGAAUGAAAGAGUUCCCCCCACUUGUCCCUCAGGACAUUACACUGAAAGGAAUUGGUGCCACUGAGGCAGUUGCAGAUAUCAAGCUUUCCUCUGCAGGCUGGGUGGCAGUGACGGCUCACGAGGAAGAGGAAUUGCUGCUCCGAGCCUACACUCCCAAGGGCACUGCAUUGGUGGUGAGGGAGCCUCCCCUUCUGCCUUACAUCAGUACCAUCAGAGGGGCCAGGAUCCCAGGCACUCCUGCCUACAGGACCAAAAAGCCUCCUUCCUUUGUGGAAAACCUAAGAACCACGGGAAUCAGAUAGCACUUCUUAGCAUCUGAGCAAGGCAGAAGCCAGAACAGCCCCUGGAGAACCUUGUGACUUAUUGGUAUUCAGAAAAUGUUGGGACUCAUUUUGAAAGGCCAGCAGACACAUUUUGGAAAGCAGAGCUGUGGGGAAGCUCCACAAGUCCACAUCUGAUCCAGCUGCUGAACUGCAUCCAUUUUGAAUGAACUGAGAGGCUGGGACCUUGCUGUGGGAGGAGAAACUGCUUCUCCCUAGGAUCUGCAUUGAUGGGCAGAUCCCUUUACCUGUCCCCUUUUGAAAUACAGGGUGGAAGCUCACCUGCCUGACCUGUCAUAGAGUAGGUGGUUUCUUGCAGACAUGCUCCCUCAUGUCAGAAAUCAUCACCUCGUUCUUAAGGUGUUUCCAUAGUUAAGGGGGUGGGGGGAGUUGGAAGGAGCAGGGAAUGCUCCAGUGUGGGUAUGACCCUUCUGGUGGCUGAUACUGACUCAACAACAUUGACCAGAAGUGUCCUUUCUCUCCUUCAGCAUCUGGAGCAGAUUAGGGUGUGCUUUUGGACACAGGAAAAGUGAUUUAAUGAAAAGCAGGUCUGCUCAUGUGCUUGAAGAGGAAAGUUUUGCAAUUCACUGCUUUGAUUUGGUUUCUGUAGCUUGGAUACAGGUUUUGGAAACCAAGGGUAUAGAAUAAAACUUCUCAAAGACCA